UUUCACAAAAAUGACGACUAGCAGUAGACGUGAUGAUGAUCUAACUAAUAUUAUGUUAUCCACAGUGAUAAUCGAAAGAAAUAACAGUAGUGAUAAUAUAGCAGAUCUUGCUGAUGUGAUGAAAAAAUGUUUGGCAAAAGCAGGUCUUUCUUUUUGUGGAAAAGAAUCAAAGAAAAUUCAUGUUUCCAUCUUUAAAAGUGUAUUUGUUGGAAAGAGCCAAGCUGAAAGUGGUUUCUCGGGCCAGGAUUACUUUUCAUUGAUAAAAAAUGAGCAGCUUGGUUGGAUUUUACUUCUAAAUGAAUCACUGGAAUACCUGAACAUGUCUAUUGCCAACACAUUUUUAGAAAAGUUAACAGUAUUUCUACAACAAAACCAGCUUGAAGGUUGUGUUGAUAAAGGUCAUGUUAAACUAAACUUGGCAGCACUGAGCUUAUUCCACAAAAUAAUGUUUGAUUUAAUUUCAACAAAUGCAGAAAAUUUACAAAAGCAUAAAGAUAAAACUUCACUCUUCUACAUUAAACAAAGGGAAACAUUUAUCAAGGAGACCAACACAUUAGCAAGCCAUGUCAAGCUAUGUUUAACGUCUUUAUUGAGAACUCUAGACUCAAGCCAGAAUCUUCAACUGAUUGUUGAUGAUGUCUCUUUAUUUAAACAAACUAUUCAUGUCAUAGCUUUAUUCCUAAUUGUUAUGAAUCCAUUUACAAAUUCAGAAGAAAAGUCAAGAAUUUUACAAGACAUGUAUAAUGGAAGAGAAUCCUUUCAGGUUUCUUACAGAAAUAAAAACCUUAACAAUAAGCAGGAAAACAAACCUAAAAUGACUGUUUGUCUAGACAAACUAUUCAAACAUCUUAAUGAUCCCAGUGAUUCAACAGUAAACAGUGAUUGUGUGAAAUGUGAUCACUUUCAAACGCUAAUAGACUCUACUCUAUAUUUUAGGUCAGCCACAUUAUACAGCUGUUUACUAAAUGUCUUCUGUCUGGACAAACAAGAAGCUAGACAUGAAUUUUAUAAGCUUUUUUCAAAAAUGUUAAGAGACAAAGAAAACAGCAAUUUUGGCCUGCAUGUGGUUGAUGGAUACAAGUUAAAUUCCACUCUAAUCGAGCUGUUGCAGUCUUUUAGUGAUAAAUCGGCUUUCCAGUGCCCUUGUUAUUUGUUUGACCAAGAUCAGCUAGAGAGUUUAAAGAGUACAGUAUUCCAGUUUCCAGAUUUAGAGUGUCUCCAGAUGACCGACAUUGAACUGCUGUUGCACUCUGGUAGAAACCUUAGUGGAAAGAAUGAUCUUGAAUUGUUGAAAUCAGCUGUUGUGAAUAGAGAAAUAGGGUGGAGAGAGUUAUUAGGUGUUGGCUUGAAGAACAGCUGCAUUUCUGAAUGGUGGGAUAAAGGAUUUUAUGAUUUAGUUUGGGAUAAUGAGGCAACAUUGUGCACAGAGUCAAAUGCCCAACACAUGCUUAAUGUUGUAUGUUUUGCAUGUAAAAAUCAUGUUGAGAAAGACAAAGUCACAAAACUAAAUAGGUUGUUUACUAUAAUGUUCAGACGUCUGCCUGUGCCACUUCAAGAGCAGGUCAUUUUAUCUUACCUUUGUGGAAGUUCAUUGAUAAAUCAAACUGAAGCCUAUAAUUCAAAAAGUCUGUGCAACACACUAAAGAUUUUAAGUGAACAGGAAAUAAUUAAUCAGCUAACUCCAGUGUUAAACAAACUCACCAUGACCAGCAUAACAGCAAUGAUGCCUCACAUUCUACAACUGUGUCUGUAUGACCUGGACACUGUCAUUAAACAAAGCAUUCAUGUAGCAGUGGAAAACAUGGCUCAGGUCACAAUUAUUGUUGAAGUUCUUAGCCAGAUGUCCAAUAUUUGUAAUAUCAUUCAUUCUGAAAACAACCUUCCCUGGCUAGUGAGCUGCCUACUUGAUGUAUUGAAUAAGUGUGAACUAAAUGAAAAUAGAUCAAGAAACAUUGUACAAUUCUUAUCUUUAAUUUGCAAGAGGUCCAGUGUAUUGAUAGAUCCAACAUUACAUUUGUCUCUGGAAGUAAGAAGUCUUGUAUCAUCAGAUGUAGUGUUGAAGCACAUAAUUUUGCCAAGCCUUUACUUUGAGAUGAACAGUGAUAAAGAAAAUGAGAGAAUAGAUAUUGUGCUGGAUAGAUCAAAGAAUAAGGAAGGAGCAAGCCUUGGUUGUCUACUUACACCAGAGAUUUCUCUAAAAAUACUAUCAGCAUUAUUAGAUAAUAUAAAAGAAUUAGAGUUGAUGGUGCUACAUCCAUUUCCACUGCUACUCGUUCUGGCUAAUCUGUAUGCUCAAAACUACGUAAUUAUUGUUGGUGGGGAAUUGGAUAAGAAAAGGUUGUCGAUAAGGAAAGAAUGUCAACAGUGUCUGUGUCAUCUUACAACUGCAAUAAUCAAAUUUUCAUCUAAGUUUUCUGAAGCUAGUUUUUACUGGCUCAAACAACAGGCAUUGAAAUUUGGCCUGCUUCAUGUUUCUAUUCUUAGACCUGUAUUAGAUCUCUUCUGUGAUUUAGAGGUACCAUCUCUUCUGUUGUCUCUUACAAGUCAGCAUCUCUCAAGUGGUAAAAAUGAAAUAAGGAUCUUGAUGUUGUUGACACAGCUGGCACUCAUCAAUGAUGAAAUGCACUUGGAAGUAAAACAGCUGAUGAUUCACACAAAAUUAUCAGCCAGUCAUGACAAUUUAAUGAUACUGAUUUAUCAUAUUUUGCAAUCAUCACUAGUGUCUGAGAUGCCUCGCCUUGUUGAUAUCAUCAUAGUGCUUCUAGGAUUCCUAGAACUUCACUUGUCUUCUGAUCUAAAGUUCUCCUUUGUAACAGAUACUAAUUUAGAUAAAGAAACUCUUUUGUUGAUUGAAGCAAGCCAGUUAUUGACAAAUGCAACUCUGUUACUUUGUGACAGUAGUGUGAAUGAGGCUACACUUGGUGUUGUUGUGUCCAAUUACCAAACAGCAUCACAGGUAAUAGUCAACAAAAGUGUAAAGGAUGUUGAAUUACUAUGGAGUGUGCUUUGUCAUCACUGUGAACUGUUGUCACAAAUUGAAGGACAAGCUGCGCAGAUUCUCCAGGUUUCUUGUAUGGAUAUUCUAACACGUCUCUCAAAUAGGACUGAUACUAAAAAAGUUGGGACAGAGUUCUCAUGGAAGGGAAGUGAAAAGCUAUCAGUUGCAGACUUCAUAUGCUGCAUCAAAGAAAAUGGUAUACAGAAAGCUCUUCUGAAACAAUGCCAGUCAUGUAGUUUUUAGGUAUGUGUGUGCCUAUGAAAAGUUAAUGUAGAAAUAUUUAAAAAACAUGUAUUGUUAGACUAUUUCUGAUUUGGCCAAAGUUAUUGGCUGUUUAGUUCAGUAUUUACUUUUUGUUUAGCUUUUCGAUGUGAUCAGCUUUUUUCAAACAUUUUCCAGCACUUGUUAUAUUGUUUACUAAACACUGUUGCUGUCUAAUUUGAUUUCAAAAUUAAAAAAUGGAUUAGAAAUUUUAGAACUUCCUUUUUAACACAUUAGGUAAAUAUUUAAACCUUAAAAAUGAACAUAUCUCUGACUUUUGUCAAAAGCAAUGUAUUACUUCUUUAGUUACAAAAUUUACAUAACAUUGCAAAACUUUAAACUUCUGUAGAAUUAUCUCCUACCAUAUUUAUGCUGCAAAAACCACAUAGGGGAACAGUCUAUAAUUACUCUGAGAAGUUUUAAUAUCUAUAAUUUAAAUGGCCAGAUGUGUCAUUCUGUCAGUCCUAAGUGUGGCAACCUUAUCUUUAUUGACAUUUUGGUGUAUGGCAAGCAUUUCAUGGAUGGGGGAAGUCUCUCCCUGGGCGCGGAAACCCAGGAAAACUAUUGUUCAUCAGCAGUUCAAAUUACACCCUAGGUAAGGGGA
Messenger RNA from Physella acuta, 3863 nucleotides. RefSeq lists its product as uncharacterized. NCBI's taxonomy places the organism in Eukaryota, Metazoa, Mollusca, Gastropoda, Physidae. The record is from RefSeq and is a predicted model, not a curated record.